AUGGGAGCUGGCAGCGAACGGAUUGAGAGAAUUCUUGCGGGAUUCGAUCCCUCGAGCAAUGGUCUUUCCGAGGAUUUUAUUCUGACAAAACUAACAGCGAUGAAGGGCUGUGGCUGUAAAGUUCCAAGAUCGAUUCUGCUCGAACUUCUGAAGAGUUUCAAGUGUGACAAUAAUGUCACUGUCGGUAUUGGACUCGAUAGUUGCGUGGUGCCUCUUCGGCACAAAGGUCUGAACCUCGUUCAGACGACGGAUUUCUUCUAUCCACUAAUCGACGACCCAUAUCUGAUGGGACGUGUCACCUGCGCGAAUGUCUUGAGCGACUUGUAUGCCAUGGGUGUCGUCGACUGUGACAAUAUGCUCAUGCUCCUUGGAGUGGCUGUCGAUCUGGGCGAACACGAGCGCGACGUGAUCGUCUCUAUGUUUAUCAAAGGAUUCCAGGAUGCGGCUGCAUCUGCUGAAACGAAGGUCCGAGGCGGACAGACUGUUCGCUGUCCUUGGCUUCUUCUUGGAGGAGUUGCAAGCAGUGUGGUUUCUGACGACGAGAUAAUCAAUGUGGAUCGAGCGCAGCCUGGAGAUAUUCUUGUUCUGACAAAGCCAAUCGGAGGACAGGUCGCUGUGAAUUCUUACGAAUGGUUAAAGAAGAAGAAUGGAAAAGUGGAGGAAUUUCGUCUUGAUGAAGGAAGAAUCGUUCGCGCUUUCCAGCAGGUCACGGAACAGAUGACCAGGUUAAACAGAAAUGCUGCCAAAAUGCUUCACAAGUACAACGCCCAUGCUUCUACCGAUGUCACUGGGUUUGGUCUUCUUGGUCAUGCGGACAAUUUGUCUCGAGCACAGAAAGUUAAGGUUCGUUUUGUGAUUGACACCUUACCCGUGGUGGAAUACAUGGAUGAAGUCGCUCGAAGUAUGCCAAGUGGCAACGGCUUCAAUUUGUUCGGCGGCACAUCGGCCGAGACAAGUGGAGGCUUGCUGGUCGCACUUGACCAAGGCGAUGGAUUUAUCCGUGAUCUUCAGUCUCUGGACGGUUUCCCUGCAUGGGUAGUUGGACGUGUUGAAGCGAUUGCCAGUGGUGAGAAUCACGCGAUCAUUCGUGAAGAUUAUAAGGUGGUAUCUGUGCCGUCACAGAUUCAUGGUUGA
Angiostrongylus costaricensis is the source of this 1134-nucleotide messenger RNA. The record is from the annotation of a GenBank genome assembly. Lineage: Eukaryota; Metazoa; Nematoda; Chromadorea; Rhabditida; Metastrongylidae.